This is a messenger RNA of Blepharisma stoltei, 1969 nucleotides long. The record is from the annotation of a GenBank genome assembly. Lineage: Eukaryota; Ciliophora; Heterotrichea; Heterotrichida; Blepharismidae.
AUGGGCGCAGGCUGCUGCAGCAGAUCCGUUGAACAAAAUGAAGAUUUAUUAGCCAAAAAAGACUCUACAGAAAAUUCCACUGAUACCGCACCUCCAGCGAAAAUCACUCAAGGCUACAUUUCAAUCGCAAAUCGCUUCAAUAGCACUCAUGUAGAAAAAGAAGCACUUUUUGGUGUUGGAGGUCUUGAAAAUCUAGGGAAAACUUGCUUUGUGAACUCAGCAUUACAGUGCCUUUCAAACUGUCAGCCUCUCACUGAUUAUUUUUUAUCAGGGGUGUAUGAAGACGAAAUCAAUAUAUUCUUUUUUCUAUAAAUAAUAGGUUAUUUAUAUUGAAUUUUGCUUAAAUAAUCAAUUAAUUAUAAGCAAUUGCAUAAUCCGCAUGGGACUCAAGGUGAAUUAACCCUUUCUGUCGCAGAAGUAAUAACAACCCAAUGGAUAGAGUCUUAUGACUGCAUUGUCCCCAAAAACCUGGUCGAGACCAUAUACAAAUAUGGAUCACAAUUUGAUCGUGAAACUGAACAAGAUGUGCACGAAUUCCUCUCUUUUUUGCUUGACAAGAUGCAUGAAGACUUAAAUAGGGUUGGAAAAUCGCCAAUGCUAAACGGCUUAAAGAUUUCUGGAAAUAGUGAAGAGCUCUUACUACACACGUCCUUGACUGAACCGAUUGGUAUUUGUUCGAUCAACGACAGGGGUUAAACAGAUUUUUGGUGAAAAAAUAUAUAACUUAUUAUCCUAAUUUUAUUUUAAAUUAUUAUUAAAGAUAAAUUUAAGGAGGUUUGGGAAUAGGGCUCUUUUUUUAUAUAUUAAAAUCGUUUGAUCAAGGACGGGGUUUUUCUUCCAAUUUUUGGAAUUUUCAAUGGCAUUGCUCGACAAAGAAGGGGACAGUUAGCAGCAAAAGCUUGGCAGGAUCAUUUAAAAGGAAAUUCUUCAGUAAUUGUGGAUCUUUUUCAAGGCCAGCUAAAAUCAACUCUGGUAUGCCAAGAAUGCUCUUAUCUUUCUAGAAAAUUUGACGUGUUUAUGUAUCUAAGUUUACCAUUAACCAAAUUGACGGGAAUGAUAACCCUUCAAGAAUGCUUAAAUGAAUUUACUAACUCAUUAUCCACAUUAGAAUUGUUUACAGGCAAUUAUACGAUAUAAUCUCUAUGAUUCAUUAUCAUUAAAAAUAGUUAGAUUUAUAUAGAUAAUGGAGCCGAUUUACUUUUGAUCAAUAGAAUAGCUCAUUAAGGAUGAGAAUUUCUGCUCCUAAUCGCAAAUAAAUUGUCAUGGUGCCUUUCAGUCAAGGAUGGGAGUAAGGACGAAAAUUUGGAAAAAGGCUGGAUUUGUCCACAAUGUGAAAGGCCUGUGGUUUCUAAUAAAAAGUUUGAUAUAUGGAAAGUCCCACCUAUUUUAAUUAUCCACUUAAAAAGAUUUAAAUAUAUUCAAGGAAACUUCGGCAAAAAUAAAGCCUUUGUUGACUUUCCUGUAUCCUUUCUAAUAUUAUAUUUACCUAUAUCAAUCUUAUUUCAUCUCUAUCCCAUUUUUAUCCAAAAAUAGCAUAGUUGGCCUAGAUUUAUCCGGCUUUGUAUCUAGUGAACAAAAAGAACCACCAAUCUACGACCUUUUUGCCAAAAUCGACCACGAAGGCAAGCUCAAAGCGGGCCACUACUACGCAGUCGCCCGCAAUUGCAGAGACAAUAAAUGGUACAAAUUCGACGACGAAGACGUCUGUGAAACCGAAGAGUCCGAAAUUGUCAAUGAUAAAGCUUACCUCUUAUUCUACCACAAAUCCUCUGUAGGGGAAUUCCACCGCCAAAGCAAAAACAUGCCUGACUUGUGGCCUCACAUUAUGAAGAACUUAGAAAGGAAAAGGAGGAUGACUUAUGAUAUGGGAGAAUCAGCACCACCCUCAGUGGGAUUCAAAAAAGAAUUAUUUGCAGUUAAAGAAGAAAUGGAAGACAGCCAGAUGUUUACAAGGAUCUCAAGGAAAUAA